Molecule: messenger RNA, 1668 nt
Organism: Wallemia ichthyophaga EXF-994
Lineage: Eukaryota; Fungi; Basidiomycota; Wallemiomycetes; Wallemiales; Wallemiaceae
Product: Pre-mRNA-splicing factor SLU7
Exons: 2
Coding region: 1-1668 (555 amino acids)
Biological process (GO): mRNA splicing, via spliceosome
Cellular component (GO): spliceosomal complex
Molecular function (GO): zinc ion binding; pre-mRNA 3'-splice site binding
Source: RefSeq, a predicted model, not a curated record
AUGUCCGCGCGUGAGGAGCUUAGAAAGAAGCGUGAGCUCGAAGAGGCACGCAAAGCAGGCACAGCUCCCGCAGAGCUCGACGAGGAUGGAAAACCAAUCAAUCCUCACAUCCCACAAUACAUAUCACAAGCUCCUUGGUACAUGGACACGGGCAAGCCUGGUCUUGGUCACCAGCGUCUCAAUAGAGAGUACGACAGCUCUGCCGAUAAACUUAACAAGUGGUACGAUCGUUCUGCCAAAGGCUACAAAGCCCAGCGUUUUAGGAAAGGCGCUUGUGAGAAUUGCGGUGCAAUGGGUCACUCUAAGAAGGAUUGCGUUGAGAGGCCCCGGAAACGUGGUGCUAAUAAAACUAACAGCGUCACUCAAGCGGAUGAUGUCGUACAUGACAUUGCCACCGAUUUCGACGCUAAAAGAGAUAGAUGGAACGGCUAUGAUCCAUCUUCACAUAAAAGAGUCGUUGAAGAAUAUGCCGCCGUUGAGGAUGAACGGCGACGUAUUCAAGAAGAUGAGCUUGAUAAGCAGAAUAGCAUUUCCGCGGCCAAAAAAGUCGUUGACGCAGGCAAGCAGAAGAUCAAGGAUGAGUUCGGUAGCUCAGAUGAAGACGAAGAUGAUGAGGAUAAAUACGCUGAUAAUGCUGACGCUGUCGGUCAGAACGUCGACGCUAAUAACCGGAUCACGGUUAGAAAUCUGCGUAUAAGAGAAGAUACAGCGAAAUACCUGAUGAAUUUAGAUAUCGAAUCGGCACAUUAUGAUCCAAAAACUAGAUCUAUGAGAGAGGCUCCUCAUUCCGACGUUAAGCCUGAAGAUAGUGCGUUCGCUGGUGAAAAUUACGUCAGAGAUAGUGGUGAUGCUGCCGGUAUACAAAACACACAACUCUUUGCAUGGCAGUCUGCAAGCCGUGGACAUGAUAUGCACGUUCAAGCCAAUCCAACAGCCACUGAAAUGGCUCAUGGUGCAUUCAAGGUGAAGAAAGAAGAAAUCAAGGAUACGCACAAAAAUAGCAUGCUCAACAGAUACGGAGGUGAAGAGUACCUCAGUGCGUCUAAUAUACCGAGAGAGAUUCGCUUGGGUCAGACCGAUGAGUAUGUUGAGUAUUCGAGAUCUGGUCAGCUACUUAAAGGAAAGGAGAGGGCUGUUGCCAAAUCUAAAUACGAGGAGGAUGUCUUCCCUGGAAAUCACAGCUCAGUGUUCGGUUCGUGGUUUAGUGUGCAAAGUAAAUCUUGGGGAUACAAGUGCUGUCACUCAACGAUAUACACAUCAUACUGCCAGGGCGAAGCAGGCAAAGAGGCUGCCAAGACGACCUUCUCCAGACACGAGAUUGAGGAAGCAUCUAAACCGCAGAAAUCACUCGCAGAUCAGCACAAAGACAAGAUUGCUGCUGGUACUGCUGAUUUGAAGGGCAGGGCAGAGCGAGAUGGCAAUAAGUACGGAUUUACAAAAGACCCACAAGCACUGGGUGAUUUGGAUAACGAUAAACUCAAGAUAGCAGUCGAUCGUGAGCGAAGAAGAAAGGAGAACAAACUAAGCAGAGUCGAAUUAGAGGAAGAAGCAGCCAAAGUCGACGGUGGUAAAGUCACAGCUGAAGAUAUUGAAGCGCAGAGGCUGGUCAAACUCGAUGAGGAUGAUCCGCUUCGUCAUGUCAAUGCGAAUGACGUGCUGCCAUUGUAA